Gadus macrocephalus (Pacific cod) is the source of this 717-nucleotide messenger RNA. Its product is annotated as heat shock 70 kDa protein 1-like. The coding region runs from base 16 to 405 and encodes 129 amino acids. Gene Ontology annotation, molecular function: ATP binding; ATP-dependent protein folding chaperone. The record is from RefSeq and is a predicted model, not a curated record. The transcript has a single exon. Lineage: Eukaryota; Metazoa; Chordata; Actinopteri; Gadiformes; Gadidae. Gene Ontology annotation, cellular component: nucleus; cytosol. Gene Ontology annotation, biological process: protein folding.
GAUAUAACCUGCUCUAUGACUAAUAUUAUAAUCGACCAACAGAUUAUUUUAAUAUACAUUUUUAUAUACCCUGAAGACGAGCAACAGAGGGAGAAUAUAGCGGCCAAGAACGCCCUGGAGUCCUACGCCUUCAACAUGAAGAGCAGCCUGCGGGAGGACAACCUGAAGGACAGAGUGAGUGAGGAGGACAGGAAGAAGGUGGAGGAGAAGUGUGAGCAGGCCAUCCUCUGGCUGGAGAACAACCAGCUAGCGGAGAAAGAGGAGUACCAACACCAGCUGAAGGAGUUGGAGAAGCUGUGUAGCCCCAUCAUCUCCAGGCUGUACCAGGUGGGAGUGCCAGCAGGCAGCUGUGGAGAGCAGGCCAGAGCUGGCUCCCAGGGGCCCACCAUCGAGGAGGUGGACUGAAGCAGACUGUUGGACUGAAUGGAAUAUGAUCAAUAUGACUGUUAUGGAUUUAAAAGGGUAUUUCUUGUUCCCCCUCCUCGUGGUUCUCUGUGUAGAGUGCGUACCAUGCCCGUGGUCCUUUGCUGCAGGUCUUCCCCUCUAUUUCUUUUACCUUUUUAUAUAUACCGGUACCAUACCUACCUGUCUAUCUCACUCUACAGUAAUAAGGAUAAAACCUUUUUUUCUUUCAAAUGCUGUAUAAUGACUGAGCACUCUGCCACAUGUUCUCAUUUGAUGUAAAUACGUUCAUGCAAGGUCAAAAAAUGACUGCAU